AUGCCUUCUCCUUGUACACUCCUCUUUCUCUUCUUCUUCUUUUCCCUCUGCGUUUCUUCUCCUGACCUCCUCCUGGACCAGCAAGAGAGCGACCACCUUUACGCCGUUCUCUCCUCUCUCAACCCCUCCGUCGACUGGCGCUCCGACUACCCCGACGACCUCUGCACCUCCGGCCCCCACGGCGUCGUCUGCGAGCCCCUCGGCGACUCCCUCCGCGUCGUCGAGCUCAGCUUCGGCUACGUCUCCGACUACUCCAACAACCCUCCCUGCCACCCUUCCAACGCCUCCUUCUCCCCUUCCCUCUCCCGCUUUCCCUUCCUCUCCAAGCUCUUCUUCUACCGCUGCUUCACCAACUCCUCCCUCGUUUCUCUUCCGUCCUUCCUCUGGUCCCUCGGGCCCCAACUCCAGGAGCUCGUCUUCGAAGACAACCCUGCCAUCGCCGGACCACUCUCCGCGGACAUCGCCAACCUUACCGGACUCCGCCGGCUGAUCAUCUCCGGCUCCAACCUCUCGGGGCUCAUUCCCCAAACCAUCGCCGCCCUGUCCCAGGUUCAGCAGAUUGACCUCAGCGGCAACCGCCUCACGGGGCCGAUCCCUCCUGCCGUCGGCAACCUCACCGAGCUCAUCGUCCUCGACCUCAGCCGGAACCAGCUCACCGGGCCGCUGCCGCCGGAGCUCGGCCAACUUUCGAAGGCGACUAAGCUGGAUUUGAGCUUCAACAACAUAUCCGGCGAGAUUCCCGCGUCACUGGGGGAGCUAAGGGGCUUGGAAAUGUUUGUCCUCAGCAACAACAGCAUCAAUGGCGGACUUCCCCUGUUCCUGGGACGAAUGCAGGGACUGCGGGACCUUCAUUUGGGAGGGAACCCCCUGGGAGGGACCCUGCCGGACGUCUGGACCCAGUUGGCGGGGUUGGUCAGCCUCGACUUGGCUUACACUGGGCUGGUCGGCAUCAUCCCGGCUUCCAUGGCUCGCCUGCGCAACCUGACCUACCUAUCCCUAGACCACAACGGGCUCACCGGAGCCAUACCAUCUGGGCUCGGUGGGCUCCCCUUGAUUCACGACCUCGACCUCAGCUACAACCGGCUCAGCGGGCAGGUGCCGUUCAGGGAGGAGGUGGUGGAGCGGUUGGGCCCCAAGCUCAAGCUCGCCGGAAACGACGGCCUGUGUCUCGGCUCGAAGAUGGUCGGCGCCGGCUUGGUCAGGGUGGACGUCAAUGGGUGCAUCUCCUCUAACCUCGCAGAGUCGUUGGCUCGUGAUAGCUCGGCGGUGAGCUCGAGAGGGUCGCGUCUCGGAUCCGAUUCUUGGUACGGCGUGGCUCUGGCCCUGCUGCCUGCUUACCUCCUCACGUUAUGA
Molecule: messenger RNA, 1353 nt
Organism: Nymphaea colorata (pocket water lily)
Lineage: Eukaryota; Viridiplantae; Streptophyta; Magnoliopsida; Nymphaeales; Nymphaeaceae
Product: receptor like protein 29-like
Exons: 1
Coding region: 1-1353 (450 amino acids)
Molecular function (GO): protein binding
Source: RefSeq, a predicted model, not a curated record